UUCAUAUACCUGGGAUCCCUAAUAACAAAUGACGGAGGAUAUGACAGAGAAAUACGUAGAAGGUUGACUAUUGCUAGAACAGCUAUGAUGAAACUGAUAGCAAUUUGGAAAAAUUUUAUCAUAACAAUACACACAAAACUAAGGCUGGCAAGGGCGCUUAUUUUUUGCAUAGCCAUAUACGCAUCCGAAACGUGGACCUUAAAGAAAGCGGAUAAAAAUAAACUGGACGCUUUUGAAAUGUGGGUAUACCGCCGUAUGUUGAGAAUAUCCUGGAUUGAUCAUCGCACUAACAGUAAAGGAUAUAUUGCUUAAAUAAAUACAACAGAGAUAUUUGCAGUACGUUGGACACAU
This is a messenger RNA of Diabrotica balteata, 351 nucleotides long. Lineage: Eukaryota; Metazoa; Arthropoda; Insecta; Coleoptera; Chrysomelidae. The record is from the annotation of a GenBank genome assembly.